GAGCAAGGGAUGCGUCCACUUUCUGAGCGUUACAAUGCAACAACGUAUUCAACAACAAUGGGAAGAAACUUCUUCACAAGUGGAACCUCAAGCAGCAACCUAUUCUCCUCAAGAGGGUACUCAGUCAAUGCAAAGCCAAAAUCGAAAACCGAGUCCAAGGAGGUGGCUGCAAAGAAACAUAGCGACGCAGAGAGAAGAAGAAGGCUUCGGAUUAACUGCCAGUUUGAAGCUCUCCGCACAAUUCUUCCAAACUUAAUCAAACAGGAUAAAGCAUCUGUGCUAGGAGAGACUGUCAGGUACUUCAAGGAACUAAAGAAGCUGGUUAAUGAGAUACCAACCACGCCAUCUUUAGAAGACAGUUUGAGAUUGGGUCAAUGUAAGAACAGAGACUUUGCGAGAGUCGUGUUCAGCUGUAGCGACAGAGAAGGGCUGAUGUCUGAGGUGGCAGAGUCGAUGAAAGCAGCGGAUGCAAAGGCGGUGAGAGCUGAGAUGAUGACAGUAGGCGGAAGAACCAAGUGUGUCUUGUUUGUUCAAGGUGUGAAUGGGAAUGAAGGUUUGGUUAAGCUCAAGAAGGCAUUGAAACCUGUGGUGAAUCGUAAACCAGAGGCGACAAACAACAACAAUGGAGUAUCGUUAAUGUUGCCUCAGCAGCAAUGAGUACAUAUCUCUGUUUCUACUAGUGCCAUUAGAGAAGGUAGAUAAAUUAGAUGUAAAGGUAUAUAAAAGCCCGUGUGUUAUUGAAUUUGGGUGGAUACAUACUUAACACAGUCUAUUAUAUUGUUGCAGCUCUUUCUUUGUGAGUGAUUGCUACAUUAUUAAAAAGAGGUUAAAAAAGUAAUCUUCCUUUCCUAACUCCACCACAUUCAUUUUCUAAAAACUCUUCUAUAUGUAUCAAAAGAUGUUCUUCAACACUGUGAACCAAAAAAAAAGACAAGGACGAACCAUUGUUUUUCCUAAAAGCAGUUCAGUGGGAAGGGAAACAUGUUUUUUUUUUCCUUUUUCAUUCUACACAAGCAAGCAAGCAAACAAAAAAAAACGAACUACUCAAUCACUAUCAGAGCCAAGAACUUGCUUUUUGAUUUCACUAAUCUUUGUCUUGAGUUCUUCUCUGUUACUCU
This is a messenger RNA of Brassica napus (rape), 1118 nucleotides long. RefSeq names its product transcription factor bHLH131-like. Gene Ontology annotation, biological process: regulation of DNA-templated transcription. Gene Ontology annotation, molecular function: DNA-binding transcription factor activity; protein dimerization activity. The transcript has 2 exons. The record is from RefSeq and is a predicted model, not a curated record. NCBI's taxonomy places the organism in Eukaryota, Viridiplantae, Streptophyta, Magnoliopsida, Brassicales, Brassicaceae. Bases 10 to 657 code for a protein of 215 amino acids.